This is a messenger RNA of Apis dorsata (giant honeybee), 713 nucleotides long. Its product is annotated as low molecular weight phosphotyrosine protein phosphatase-like. The coding region runs from base 123 to 599 and encodes 158 amino acids. Lineage: Eukaryota; Metazoa; Arthropoda; Insecta; Hymenoptera; Apidae. Gene Ontology annotation, cellular component: cytoplasm. The record is from RefSeq and is a predicted model, not a curated record. The transcript is spliced from 5 exons. Gene Ontology annotation, biological process: protein dephosphorylation. Gene Ontology annotation, molecular function: non-membrane spanning protein tyrosine phosphatase activity; acid phosphatase activity.
CAAAAUAUAUAGUCAUAUUAUAAUAGUCAUGUUAUAAUAUGCAGAUAAUCACAAAUAUUUUUUAUAAUUAAAAUUAUUUUAUUUCUUAUUAUAACUUAAUUUUUGUAUAAAGUAAAAAAGUCAUGACUGAAAAAAAAAGAGUACUUAUGAUUUGUUUAGGAAAUCUUUGUCGUUCUCCUAUAGCAGAAGCAGUUUUUAAUGAUCAAAUAAAUAAGUUAGGCUUAAGUGAUUCAUGGGAAGUAGAUAGUGCAGCUAUUAUAGGAUAUCAUAUAGGUAAAAACCCAGAUCAUAGAUCUAUGUCUAUAAUAAAAGAAAAAGGUAUCACCAAUUAUUCUCACAGAGCACGGCAAAUCACAAGAGAUGACUUUAUUAAAUUUGAUUGGAUACUUGCAAUGGACAAUAGUAAUAUUCAAUAUUUAAAUACUAUGAAACCUCCUAAUACUACUGCUAAAAUUGAACUUUUAGGAAAAUAUGAUCCUCGAGGAGAACUUACAAUUCGAGAUCCUUAUUAUGAUGUUGACAUUGCUGGAUUUUAUAAGGUAUAUGAACAAUGUUUGCGAAGUUCAAAAGCAUUUUUGGAAAAACAUAAAAAUAAAUAAUCAGAUUGAAGUUUUAAAAUAAUUUAAAUGAUAUUAUUGAAAUAUCAUAUAUACAUAUAUUAUUUAAAAAUUCUUAAAAAUAAUAAAUAUUCAUUACAAAAUUAAAAUAUUAAU